AUGGCCGACUGGACCGACUGUCUGAAUUUCGCCAUCUCCAUCUCUAGACAGGCCAGUGAGGUAAGAGACAAACUGACCAAUCAGAGCGCUGCCCUCCGUCAGAAUCAGAACCAGAAUCAGAACCAGAAUCAGAACCAUUCAGUCUUUUAUUCUCAGACGUUUACCGACUGUUUCAGACGGUCAGGAUGAGGUCAGUUCAGAUCUCUGAUGAUGGAAGGAAACGUCUAUAUUUAUAUUAAAACACACACACAUGUAUAUAAACACACACACACACACACACGUGUUUAUAUUUAUAUAAAACACACACAUGUAUAUAAAUACAAACACACACACACACACGUGUAUACAUUUAUACACAUGUGUGUGUUUUUAUUGUUCCUGACGUCUCAGUUUCACUCAGAGGUGAAACACUGAGUUCAGGUGGAGUUCACUCUUUCACAAGACUCACAAAAACACACAAAACCAGAGCCAGAAAACACACACACACACACACUGAACUGAACAUGACCUCACACACACACACGCACACACACACACACCUUUAAGAUCUUCUUUAACCUGAUUGACUCUGUGUGUGUGUGUGUGUGUUAAUGUGUGUGUGUGUGUGUGUGUGUGUGUGUGUGUGUGUGUCUGUGUGUUUGUGUGUGUGUGUGUGUGUGUGUCUGUGUGUGUGUGUGUGUGUGUGUGUGUGUGUGUGUGUGUGUCUCUGUGUGUUAAUGUGUGUGUGUGUGUGUGUCUGUGUGUGUGUGUGUGUGUGUGUGUGUGUGUGUGUCUCUGUGUCCCUGUGUGUUAAUGUGUGUCUGUGUGUCUGUGUGCGUUGAUGUGUGCGUGUGUGUGUCCCUGUGUGUUAAUGUGUGUGUCCCUGUGUGUGUGUGUCUCUGUGUGUCUGUGUGUGUGUCCCUGUCUCUGUGUGUUAAUGUGUGUGUCUCUGUGUGUCCCUGUGUGUGUGUGUGUCUCUGUGUGUCUGUGUGUCUCUGUGUGUUAAUGUGUGUGUCUCUGUGUGUCCCUGUGUGUCUGUGUGUGUGUCUGUGCGUUAAUGUGUGUGUCUGUGUGUGUCUGUGUGUCCCUGUGUGUCUGUGUGUGUGUCUGUGUGUGUCUGUGUGUGUCUGUGUGUGUGUGUGUGUCUGUGUGUCUGUGUGCGUCCCUGUGUGUGUGUCUGUUCAGGUGGUCCUCCCGGCGUUCCAGCAGCAGAAGGACGUGGCGUUGAAAAGUUCUCCGGCUGAUUUAGUGACAGAAACCGACCAGCGGGUCGAGAGGAUCCUCAUCGCCGCCAUCAGGAACAAAUACCCCGCCCACAGGUUCCUCUGACCUCUGACCCGAGCCCCCCCCUCCCGUUGAUGACUUAUUGAUUUAUUUCAUUCGUUCAUCUGUUCAUUGAUUCAUUCAUUGAUCGGCUGAUUCGAUGACGGUCUAAACGAGCGAUUCUGAUUGGACGCCUGACUGUGACCCGCAGGUUCAUAGGGGAGGAGUCUGUGGCUGCAGGUGAGCCUCUGGAGCUGACUGACAGUCCCACCUGGAUCAUCGACCCCAUCGACGGGACCGUGAACUUCGUCCACAGGUAGAGGCUCCGCCCACUCUGUGAUGUCACUGACAGGUCAACCUGCUGAUCUUCGUUUUUCUUUCAAGGUUUCCUUUUGUGGCCGUCUCCAUCGCCUUCGCCGUCAACAAGCAGGUAAGGUCAGGGGUCAACAGGGGCUAAGGUCAGGCCCAAGGUCAAGGUCGGAUGUCAGGACAGGAAGUGAUGUCAUGUUGUUGUUGUUAUGGUCAGGUGGAGUUUGGCGUCGUUUACAGCUGCGUGGAGGACAAACUUUUUCACGCCCUGAGAGGACAGGGGGCGUACCUGAACGGAGCGCCGCUGCACGCCUCGGGACAGGAAGGUGACAUCGCUGUGACAUCAUGCUGUGACAUCACUGUGACAUCACUGUGACAUCACUGUGACGUGUAGCGGUGGUUUAUUCUUACCUGUCCUCUCUCGUCCAAUCAGAUAUCAGCAGGUGUGUGGUUGUGACAGAGAUCGGAGCGGAGCGGGAUGACCUCUCUCUUUCCACCAUGACCUCCAACAUCUUCAGGCUGCUCCAACUUCCUGUUCACGGGUCAGCACGCCAUCAGCACGCCAUCAGCUGUUUAUGAUGUUUUUUAACCCUUUGACUCUCGGCUCGAUUUCCUGUUUUUAGUUUUGAAGUUUCUCCUCGAUCCUUUUAAACACGUCUUAUUUCAGGACGACCUCGACUUCAGUGAUGUAAAUAAAAUAAAAUAAGUGACGGCAGAUUCAGAACAAAGUCCAACAGAAACUGAUCCAACAGAACUUUGUUGAAAAACAGAGACGAGUCUUUCCUCACCUGAACAUCAUCGUCUGUCUCCACAUAUUUACACUCGUUGUUGUUUCUCCGGGGCGCAGACGGACGACCACCUCAUCCUGCUCAGAAUCUCUUCUUCGCUUGUUUCCGAACAUUUAUGAUUCACAGACAAACAGGAAACUUUCUCGUCUCCAUGUAAUCGGUCAAAAAAAAAAAAGAGGUCAUGUCAGACCCUGAAGACAUCAGCGGGUUGUUUUAUGGGUUAAAACCACAGACUGUAUCUUUACUCUCGACUCCUCGGUUCCUCCGCUUUAAAGAUCUGAAGAGUUUCAGGAGAGUCUCUGUGAUGAUGCUCGGCUCAAACAGCGUAUCCCCCUGUGAUCUCCUCAAUCCCUGUCCUCCCAUUGGCUGUAUCAAGUGUCAAUCAUAGAAAACAUGAACCCCCUAAUAACUUUUAAAAAUGGAGCUGUACAGAAAAAAGAGGACUUGAGCACAAACCAGUCUGACAGUAACUACAUGUCAACAUCACAACCAGGGGGGAGAAACAUUUAGAUUCUGUGUCAUUCAUUUAUAAAGUUUGUCCACAGCUCCAUAAGGAGGCGGGGUUUAUGACCUAUACUGCAGCCCAUCACCAGAGGGCGCUGUUCUCAGAGAGAGGAGACAGACAGCGUCUAUUUUAGAUCCAGUCUCUGAUUAAAACAGACUGUUGACAGACUGUUUACAGACUGUUGUGUUCUCAUCUCUGUGUGUUUACUUUCUUGUGUGUAGUGGUUUUUGUGUAUCUUCGUCAUGCACCUGUUUGUUGUCUGUGUGUUACAGUGUCCGUGCGUUGGGCACGGCGGCGGUGGAUAUGUGUCAGGUGGCGACGGGCGGGGCCGACGCCUACUACCACAUUGGGAUGCACUGCUGGGACAUUGCUGCGUCAGCACUUAUUGUCCAGGAAGCUGGAGGUGUUGUCAUGGAUACGAACGGUCUGUAUCUGAUGGAUGAUGUCAUGUGGUACCUGGGGUCACCUGUGGGGUCGUGGUCUUCUCUAAUUGGUGGGUGUGUCCUCAGGCUCGGAGUUCGACAUGAUGUCCAGGAGGGUCAUCGCGGCGAGCUCUCUGUCUGUGGCGAAUAGCAUCGCUCAGGUGAUUCAGGCCUUUCCCUGUCGCCGUGACGACGAGGCCCCCUGCAGGUGUGUGUGUGGAGCAGCAGGUGUGAACAGCGUGUAGGUCGGCGACAGGAAGUGUGUGGAGGUCACUCCCAGGAAGUCUGACAAGAAUUUAAGACAAUAAAAUAUCUAAAGACAAACGACGUGAACUGAGUGUUUUAUUUUCUUAUCAUGAGCUACAAAAUACAAAUGAAUACAUACAUGAGCAUGCUAAGCUAACAGACGGUUAGCCUCGUAUCAUUAGCAUUAUGUAUUUUAGUUUCAUAAGCUAAGCUAACGUUAGCAUUUUGCUCCGUCAAAGAUUUGAUGAAGAACAAAAACUCAAAUUUAACCUGAAGGUUCACGGGACUAAUGAGGGACAUGAGACUAAUGAGGGACAUGAGACUAAUGAGGGACAUGAGACUAAUGAGGGACAUAAGACUAAUGAGGGACAUGAUUAAUGAGGGACAUGAGACUAAUGAGGGACAUGAGACUAAUGAGGGACAUGAUUAAUGAGGGACAUGAUUAAUGAGGGACAUGAGACUAAUGAGGGACAUGAUUAAUGAGGGACAUGAGACUAAUGAGGGACAUGAGACUAAUGAGGGACAUGAGACUAAUGAGGGACAUAAGACUAAUGAGGGACAUGAUUAAUGAGGGACAUCAGACUAAUGAGGGACAUGAUUAAUGAGGGACAUGAGACUAAUGAGGGACAUGAUUAAUGAGGGACAUGAGACUAAUGAGGGACAUGAUUAAUGAGGGACAUGAGACUAAUGAGGGACAUGAUUAAUGAGGGACAUGAGACUAAUGAGGGACAUGAGACUAAUGAGGGACAUGAGACUAAUGAGGGACAUGAGACUAAUGAGGGACAUGAGACUAAUGAGGGACAUAAGACUAAUGAGGGACAUGAGACUAAUGAGGGACAUGAGACUAAUGAGGGACAUGAUUAAUGAGGGACAUGAGACUAAUGAGGGACAUAAGACUAAUGAGGGACAUGAGACUAAUGAGGGACAUAAGACUAAUGAGGGACAUCGGACUAAUGAGGGACAUGAGACUAAUGAGGGACAUGAUUAAUGAGGGACAUCGGACUAAUGAGAGACAUGAUUAAUGAGGGACAUGAGACUAAUGAGGGACAUAAGACUAAUGAGGGACAUCGGACUAAUGAGGGACAUGAUUAAUGAGGGACAUGAGACUAAUGAGGGACAUGAUUAAUGAGGGACAUCGGACUAAUGAGGGACAUGAGACUAAUGAGGGACAUAAGACUAAUGAGGGACAUGAGACUAAUGAGGGACAUGAUUAAUGAGGGACAUGAUUAAUGAGGGACAUAAGACUAAUGAGGGACAUGAGACUAAUGAGGGACAUGAUUAAUGAGGGACAUAAGACUAAUGAGGGACAUGAGACUAAUGAGGGACAUGAUUAAUGAGGGACAUGAUUAAUGAGGGACAUAAGACUAAUGAGGGACAUGAGACUAAUGAGGGACAUGAUUAAUGAGGGACAUGAGACUAAUGAGGGACAUGAGACUAAUGAGGGACAUAAGACUAAUGAGGGACAUGAUUAAUGAGGGACAUGAGACUAAUGAGGGACAUAAGACUAAUGAGGGACAUAAGACUAAUGAGGGACAUGAUUAAUGAGGGACAUGAGACUAAUGAGGGACAUGAGACUAAUGAGGGACAUGAUUAAUGAGGGAGAUGAUUAAUGAGGGACAUCAGACUGAUUUUAAUUUUAAUGUAAUUUUUUUAUUUGUCUGCCAAUUUCCUGUUCCACACUCCAGUCCAGUAGGUGGCGGUAUUGCACCUUUGCGUUGGUCUGCUAACCGCCGAUAAACUCCACUGUAGAAGAAGAAGAACGAACCCGGAAAUGCGGAGGAGCCGGUGACCCGCAGCAGCAGCAGCUUCAGCGUCUCGAGUUCAGGUGAGAUUUACCUGAAGAACCUCUAAAUGUGCUUUUAUCAGCUGUUAUCAGCUGUUAGUGUGUUUGUUCGUCUGUCAGACUGAGUAUCAGAGAAGUUUGUGUUCAUGGAGGAACCGAGUCUGAGAGCACACACACACACACACACACACACGUAUAUAUAUACGUGUGUGUGUGUGUGUCCUAUGUUUUUAUUUUUUCGUGCCUAACUUUGAUAUUUUCAUCACAGUAUAAAUGACGUUUUUUUAAAACUAUUCUUUGAGUUUUUUUUAAUUAAAAUUUGUCAUUUUUACUUCACUGUGAAUUUUUUUAGAUCUAAAUUAUGAACACACUUAACUGUGACAUUUUUUAACAUACUUUAUUUUUUCAUGCUAAAAUUUGAAAUUAUUAUCAUAGUAUGUUAUGAUAUUUUAUAUACUAUACUGUGACAUGUUUAUACUCAAAUCUGACAUUUAUAUUAUACUUUUACAGUUUUUCCAGUUGGUCAAAUUUGCAAAUUUCAUUUUUUUUCAUUUUUCGUCGUACUACACCUCAACAUUUUUAUCAAACCUUCCUGUGAUAUUUUUAUCCUACUGCACUAUAAAUGCCUUUUUGUUCAAAUUUGAAUUUUAACUCAGUUUACCAUGAAUUUUUUGAUGCUUAAAUUUGAAAAACUUCUAAAAUAGUAUGACAUUUUUUUAAUAUAAUACUGUAACAGUUUUAUCAUAUGAUACUAUGACUUUUUUUGACAUACUAUUCUAUAAAUUUACUUAAAUCUAUUUUUCAUCUUGACAUUUGAUUUUUUUAUCAUAGUAUACUUUGACAUUUUAAUAAUACUGUACUUUUACAUUUUUAACAUAAUAAACUGUGACCUUUUUUAUACUAAAUUUGAAUUUUUUUAUUAAACCAUGACAUUUUAUCGUCAUACUUCACUUAUCAUACUUCACAAAUCAUAGUUGAGUUUGAUAUUCAAAUCAAAUAGUUCACAAUGACAUUUUUUUGGCUUAUGAUACUUUUUUUCCACAUACUUUACCGUGACCUUUUUUUUUAUUCAUACUAUACCUGACCAGGAUUCGAACCCAGGACCUUCUUGCUGUGAGGCGACACUGUAAAUCAUUACACCCCCAUGCCACCCAUGUGGAUAUUGGUCCAUUUUUAUUUAUUUUUAGAAAAUAUUUAAAUUAAAAAUUAAGCACAUUUUUCUUUCAUUAACACCUAAUCCCCAAAACAAAAACAGACUCCAAUGUAAUCACAGCACAGUCCUGCAAAAACAAGUCAAGGAUCAGAGUGUUCGAACCGUACGCACACAGACAUAUCACAUACAGAAACAAUACAGACAAUAGAGGCUCCAGAAUAUAAUCAGAAAAUAGACUCCAUACACAACAGACUUUUAUCAUUUUAUUAACGUAAUAACAUUUGAGUUUUUUAUAGUAUAUUAUAUUUAUAUUUACUGAUAUUUACUUAGUCAAAUUUAAAAAUUUCUAUCAAAGCUUUUUAUGACAUUUUUUGUCGUAACUUUACGAUGACUUUUUUAAAUCAUACUUUACUAUAUUUUCUUUUUGCUAAAAUUUAAAUUUAACAGUUUACUAGGAAUUUUUUUUCAUUCUUAAUACUUGAAAUAAUUAUUACAGUAUACUAUGACAUUUUUAUAACACUUAACUUUUUUAACAGAAGUUUUUUUUAUCAUAUUCGUUUAUAUAUUUUUUCAUACUAUACUAUGACAUUUAUCAUACUACACUGAUAUUUUUAUAAUACUUUACUAUGAUUUUUUUUGCUAAAAUGUAAAUUUUACAUUAUUAUCUGUAACAUUUUUUAUACAGAAAUUUGAAUUAUUGUAUAGUAUGACAUUUUUAAUCAUAAAAUAAUUUUAUCAUACUAUACUUUGAAAAUCUUUUACUAUACUGUAUUGUUUUUUCAUUUUUUUUAUCAUACUAAGAUAUGACUUUUUUUCAAACUAAUUGAAUUUUUGUCAUACUAUACUGUAUCAUUUAUUUCAUGGUAUACUUAAAUAGUUUUUUACAUUUUUAUCAGAGUAAACUGAUAUUUUUUAUCAUAAUAAACCAUGAAUUUUUUAACAUAGUAUACAGUGACAUUUUUGAAAUACUAAAAUUGAAAUCUUUAUCAUACUAUACUUUUUUUUGUUAUUGCCAAACUAUACUAUUUCAUUUUUAUCAUACUAUACAAUUAUAGUUUAAUCAUACUAUACAAUGGCUUUUUUUAAACAUACCCAAAUUUUGAAUUAUUUUUAUAAUAGUAAACUAUGAGAAUUUUUAAUGAUACUGUACUUUGAUAUUAUUAUCAUUAUUUUUAAUGCUCAAAUUUAAUUUUUUUUAAUCAGAGUCUUUAAUGACAUUUCUGUCAUACUUGACGAGGACAUUUUUAAUACUAAAAUUAUUUUUUUUAUCAUACUAUAAUAUUUUUAUCUUACUAUACUAUGAGUGUUUUUUUAACAUACUAAAAUUGGAUUUUUUUGUCAUACUAUGCAAUGACCUUUUUUAUUAUACUAUACUAUGAUAUGUUUUAUAAUUUAUUUCAUGCUAAAAUUUCACAUUUUUAACACAGUAUACGAGGAAAUUUUCUGUCAUACUAAACUAUUUUAAUUUUAUCAUAUUUUACUUUGACGUUUUUGAAAUACCAAAUUUUUUUACUAUUUAUAUUACAGUAAACUAUGAGAAAUUUUGAUCAUACUUUUAUGUGACAUUUUCACCUUAAUCAACAAUUUAACAAAGUUUUUAUCAGUAUUUAAUGAAAUUUUUGUCAAACUAUACUUUGAUAUUUUUAUACUAAAAUUAUUAUUUUUUUAUCUUACUUUACUAUGACUAUUUUUAAAUAGUUUUAUAGUUUUCUGUGACAUUUUUAAAAGACAAUACAUUUUUCUAUUACAUACUAAACUAUGACAUUUUUUCACAUGGUUAACUUUGAUAUUUUUAUGAAAGUAUAAUUUGAACAUUUAUCAUACUAUAAAAUGACAUUUUGGUCAGGCUUACAUUUGAAAUUCUUAUCAUGGUAUACCAUGACAUUUUUAUCAACUAUACUUUUACUUUUUUAUCAAUUUUUCAUACCUUAAUAUGACUUUUAUAUCAUACUAUACUUUUUGAAAAUUUCCAUCCUAUAAUGUGAAACUUUUUUCAUCCUAUACUAUGACAUAUUGUUCUAUAUAAUACUACGACUUAUUAUAAUACUAUUCUAUAACAUUUUUUAGACACUUAACUUUUACAUUCUUAUUAUACUAUAACAUGUAUUUCCAUGUUUUUCAUACUGAAAUGUUAAAUUCUAUCAUAAUAUACUGACAUUUUCAUCAGUCAUACUGAAAUUCAAAGUUUUUAUUAUAGUUUAAUAUGAAUAUUUUUUAAUGAUACUAUACUCAUAUUUGUUUAAUAUUCUAUACUAUAAUAUUUUGCUGAACAAAAAUUUCAAAUGGUUUCAUAUUAGAAUGACAUUUUUAUCACUUUUUUCACACUUAAAUAUAAAAGUUUAUCAUGGUAUACUAUGACUUUUUUUUUUUUUUAAUCAAAUUAAACUGAAACAUUUUUUUCAUACUUUAUUUUAAUCACCGAACCGGGACACAAACCCAGGAGCUUCAUGUUGUGAGGCUAAAGUGCCGUCCAGGUCGCAGGAGAUCCUUUUAUAAAACUAUAACAGGAUUUUAUUAACAUACUUUACCAUGAUCUUUAUCAUACUAUACUAUCAUAUUUUUAUCAUACUAUACUAUCAUAUCUUUAUCAUACUAUACUAUCAUAUUUUUAUCAUACUAUACUAUCAUAUUUUUAUCAUACUAUACUAUCAUAUUUUUAUCAUACUAUACUAUCAUAUUUUUAUCAUACUAUACUAUAUUUUUAAUACUUUAUAAUGAAGUUUUUAUCAUACUAUAUUGUGACAUUUUUUUCAAACUAUACUAUCACAUAAUUCUAUUAAUCGAUGAUCAUUUUAUCAUUCUCAGUUUUUAUUAUACUUUAGUUUUAUGUUUACAUACUAUAGUAGGACGUUUGUAUCACACUAUUCUAUGAUAUUUGUAUGAUCAUUUAUAAAACUUCAAUAUUGAUCUGUUGACAUGUUUUCAUACUAAAAUAUCAUCAUUUAUCUUCACCAUGUUUUUUUAGACUGUACUCUGAUAUUUUUAUUCUUUACAGUGAUUUUUUAAAAAUUCUGUUCUCGGACUUUUUCUCCGUUCGGAGGUUAAAUAAGGAUUUAAAAAAACUCGCUCACUCUCUGUUUCCAGACCUUUUACGGCGCCGAUCCUUCAACAUGGCAGACCUCUGGCAGAACGCCAUGGACCACGCUGUGAGCGCCGCACGCAAGGCUGGAGAGGUCAGUGUGUGUAUGUGCGUGCGUGUGUGUCUGUGUGGUUCAAGUGCUGAUCAUGUGUGUGUGUGUUGUGUGUGUGUUGUGGUCAGGUGGUGCGGGAGGCCCUGCAGGCUGACAGGAAGGUGAUGACGAAAAGUUCGUCUGUUGACCUGGUAACUCAGACGGACCAGAAAGUGGAGAGGCUGAUCAUCCAAUCAGUGAAGGAGAAAUUCCCCUCGCACAGGUAAGAGGGUCUGAUGAAUAACACACACACACGCACACACACACACACAGGUAAAGAGCUGUGUGUGUGUGUGUGUGUGUGUGUGUGUGUGUCAGGUUCAUAGGGGAGGAGUCUGUCGCUGCAGGUGAGCCGUGUGUUCUGACUGACGAGCCCACCUGGAUCAUCGACCCGAUCGACGGGACCACCAACUUCGUUCACGCGUGAGUUUCUCUGAUGACAUCAUCACCGACUAAACGAGAAAAGAAAAAAAAACACGAUUAAAGGGACAGUUCACACAAUAAAACACACAAUAAAACACACAAAUACACAAUAAAACACACACAAACACACACAAACACAAAUAAAGGUGAUUAUUAAUAGAAAUAUUGACAUUAACUUUGACAUUCUGACUCGUCUCUAAAUGUAAUUAAACAUAAUUAUUAUUACUGUCAUCGUUUUCAGUUUAAUUAGUGUGAUUAUUGAUCGUUCUGACGGACUCACUCUGACCGGGUCUGAAUAUCUUUAUCGGGUUUUUCACAGAUUUCCUUUCGUCGCCGUUUCUAUCGGAUUCUCUGUCAACAAACAGGCGAGUCUCCUCCACACACACACACACACUCACACACACAGACACACACACUCACACACACACACUCACACUCACACACUCACAGACACACACACACUCAUAUAUAAACUGUAGCUUUAUACAGUCAUAACACUAAACACUGUUUAUUCUCUUCAUGUUCAGAGUUGAUCAAUGAAAACUUAUUGGUUCCAUAUUGACACGUUCAGACUGCAGUAUAUCGGACUCUUGUUUUACUCUGUCUAUAUAAAUACACAGAAGUACGUACAUGUGUGUGUAAUUGUGAGGCGGACUGUGUAGAUGGAGUUCGGCGUGGUCUACAGCUGUCUGGAGGAUAAGAUGUUCACGGCGAGGAGGGGGAGGGGAGCGUUCUGUAACGGUCAGCCUCUGCAGGUUUCUGAUCAGAAAGGUCAAUUAUCUGAACACUGAUCAAUAACUUAUUACAGUGACCAAAGUACAUACCUACAUGAUGUCAUCUUCCUCACAUCCAAUCAGAAAGAAGCUCAUGACUGACUCCUCCUCUCUAAUAGACAUCAGCCAAUCGAUGAUCGCCACAGAGUUCGGAUCGUCCAGAGAGCCGGAAACCGUCGACCACAUCAUGGCGAGCCUGAAGAACGUCCUGACCAUCCCAGUACACGGGUAACACUUCGAAUACUGCGACAAAAUACUGCGACAAAAUACUGCGACAAAAUACUGCGACAACUCUAAAAGUGUAUGACAAAAAUAUUUGAAUAAAAGUGCUCAUACUUUUAUAAAACCUGGAGUAAACUUAAAAUACUUAUUAAAAAAAUAUUUAUUAUUGAUAUGAAGUUUUACUUUGACCUCAAAUAAAAAAAAAAAAAACAGGAAAACGACUGAAAAUACGACAAAAACAAGAACAGAGACGUUAGAAAAACUGAAACUAAAUAUUGAAGUUUAACAAAUAUUGUCUGAAUGUGUGUGUGUGUGUGUGUGUGUGUGUGUGUGUGUGUGCGUCAGCGUGCGUGAAGCAGGAACGGCGGCCGUGAACAUGUGUCUGGUGGCGUCCGGUUGCGUUGAGGCGUACUAUGAGAUCGGGAUCCAUGUUUGGGACGUCGCUGCAGGUUCACUGAUCGUCUCCGAGGCCGGAGGAGUCCUGAUGGACGUGGACGGUAACCAUGACGAUGAUAGGAGGGACUCAGGGCCUGGGGGGGGGUUUGGCGUGUUCGGUCUCAGACGUCUGAUCGGUCUGUUUUCAGGUGGCGAGGUGGAUCUGAUGUCCAGGAGAGUCGUCGCCGCUAACAACCGAAUCAUCGCCGAACGAAUCGUUAAAGAGAUCGACGCCUUCAGUCCUCCGAGAGACGACGCCCCGCCCCCCACAGAGUGA
Molecule: messenger RNA, 11748 nt
Organism: Xyrichtys novacula (pearly razorfish)
Lineage: Eukaryota; Metazoa; Chordata; Actinopteri; Labriformes; Labridae
Source: the annotation of a GenBank genome assembly